This is a messenger RNA of Anopheles cruzii, 3579 nucleotides long. RefSeq lists its product as uncharacterized. Gene Ontology annotation, biological process: negative regulation of cytoplasmic translation. The record is from RefSeq and is a predicted model, not a curated record. Lineage: Eukaryota; Metazoa; Arthropoda; Insecta; Diptera; Culicidae. Gene Ontology annotation, cellular component: synapse; neuron projection; cytoplasm. Gene Ontology annotation, molecular function: mRNA 3'-UTR binding; mRNA regulatory element binding translation repressor activity; translation factor activity, RNA binding. The coding region runs from base 1 to 3579 and encodes 1192 amino acids. The transcript is spliced from 7 exons.
AUGCCUUCCCUGCAACAGACCAGCUUCAAAGACUUCCCCAGCCCGGACAUUGCCAGAUCACUGACGGGGCCAGACAUUCUCCAGAAGCAUUCCAUCAACUCACUGCUGCUGGAGCACAAUGAGAUCAUCAGUCGGGGACUCCCGUCACCGAUUGAAGACAAUAUGUCACUAUCGGAUCUGCUGAGUGGCUCACAGUCAUCCUCUCCGACUUCGGCAUCGUCCUCGCUGGUGACAAGCUCAUCCACAUCGUCGGCCAAAAAUGGACCCAAUCACCACCACCACCAUCACCUCCAGCAACAACAACAACACCAGGUUCAAAGCGGCCUCCACCAUACGCAUCACCUGCACCACCAUCCAACGCUCGGGUCGUUUUCGUCGAUUUCUUCCCUGAGCGGUGGUGGCUGCGAUGACAGUGCCAGCAGCAUGAUUAGCUCCGGAUUGAGCGGCUCGCUGAGUGCCAGUUUAGGCAGCGGCGGCAGCACCAGCGGUAGCACCCCCGGUAACGGUGGUGGAGUUGGUGGUCCUGCUGCGAAUCCGUUCAACUUUGGCAGCCUGCGGAUUCCCAGUCCGUCGCUCAACUCGCCGGAUCUUAUGACUGGUGGCGGACUGCUGGGUGGUGACAUCAUUGGCGGAGGUCACAGCAGUAGCAGCAGCAGCAGUAGCAGCAGCGGAAUCAGCUGCGGUGGAGGUGGCAGUGGCAGUGGUAGCGGCAGUGGCAGUGGCCAAUCUCCAACGGUGCGAACGUUUUACUCGAGCGGCCUGCAGACGGCCACCGGCUCCGCCGUGGGUGGAGGGACUGGUCGGAGCGGAAGCGAAGAAACAUCUCCGAGCAGUGGAUAUGACGAGUUUCGGUUCGAGAACGAUCUGAUGAUUGGAUGCGGCAGUGGUACUUCGACCGGCGGAUUGGUUACCGAAGUCGCCAAACUUAGACGACGAAACAUCAGUUUCGAUUGCUCCUCUCCAACGACGGCUAACUCUAGUUUGGGCGAGAGUGCAUCGCCAUCGCUUACACUGAACACUCGGAACUACCGAAAUGCAACCUUUGGCGCUCAACUGCAGCAGCAUUCCCAGGCGUAUGAUGUCAACUGCACUGGCGGCGGUACUGGUGGGAGCGGCAGCGUUAUUGGUUUUGAAUCAAACCCAUCGCCCGGCGGUGGCUCUGCUGCUGGCAGUCACGGUGCUGCGCCACUAUUCGCGGCUGGCAAUGGAUCGCUCUCACGAUCGCAAUCGCCCCUGGAAACGGACACAAGCAAUUUGCUGACGAGCCUCGAGAGCACGAGCAUUUUGGAUAUGCUAAACUACCUUACUCUCAGUCAGAGUACUUCCACGGGAAACAAUCUUGCUCAGGUGCAGCAACAGCAACAACUGCAUCACAAUAACCAUAACCAUAACCAACAGCAGCAGCAGCAUCAGCAGCACCAGCAGCACCAACAGCACCAACACCAAAACCAGUUCAGCCCAUUUUCCACGCUCAGUUCGCUGUAUCAACAGCAACUGGCGGGAUCAAACUUCGGUAGCAAUGGUGGUACCGGUGGAGGUGGUGGUGGUCUAAGCGGUCUCAACCUGGGCAACGGGUUAAACAGCGACUACGAAAGGUUGCACAGUCUGCAGACACUGAACACACUGCGUUUGCUACAGCAAUCCCAGCAGCUGUCGCAGUUGCAGCAAAUCCAGUUCAAUCAAUCGCUCCUACCGGCGGCCAGUGCUGCCAGUAGCAUGUAUGGUGGCACCGGUGGUACUCUUAGUACAUCGAAUCAAGGACUAAACUCUUGCCUGCACGGCACCAAUAAUGGAUCCGGGAUGAACGGCGGUGGCGGCAACAGCAACAGCAUGUCGCUGAAAGGCGGCUGGGCAACGCAGCAAAACCAGCUACAACUUCCGAAGCAAAGCUCAUCUUUAAACCACAACGGGACUGCGUCAUCCGGUGGUGGGGCUGGCUAUUCGGACGUAAACCUUGAUCGAAUCGCUAGAUUUCACCGAUCAUCCGCCGCUCAUUACGAUGCUACCUGCACCUGGAGUGGCAUUUUGCCACCACGUUCGAAUCGUCUGGUGACUUAUUCGUCGAAAAUCUUCCUCGGCGGUAUGCCGUGGGACAUCAGUGAGCAGUCGUUGGUGCAGAUUUUCAAACCGUUCGGCUCAAUCAAAGUCGAAUGGCCAGGAAAGGAACAGCAAGCGACACAACCGAAAGGUUACGUGUACAUCAUCUUCGAGUCGGACAAGCAAGUGAAGGCGUUGCUGCAAUCUUGUACUUACACCUACCACAGCGGUGGUAACACAGGUUCUACCGGUGGCUACGGAUCAAACCGUACACUGAACAGUGCGUCGUCCACCAGUUCGCUAAACAACUACUCUUCGAUGUGCGACGAUGUGUCUUCUUCCCAGCUGCAGCAGCAGCAGCAGCUGUGUUCCAUGUCCGGUAUGAACAAGCCGAUAGCCCCGGCAGGCGCCAAGAUCAACUUCAAGAUAUCCUCCAAGCGCAUUAAGUCGAAGGAUGUCGAAGUGAUCCCGUGGAAUAUCGCGGAUUCGAACUAUGUGAAGUCCACUUCACAGAAACUCGACCCAACGAAGACCGUGUUUGUCGGCGCGCUGCACGGUCAGCUGACGGCCGAGGGGUUGGCGAAAAUCAUGAAUGACCUGUUCGAUGGCGUCGUGUACGUUGGUAUCGAUACGGACAAGUACAAGUAUCCGCUCGGAUCGGCGCGUGUAACGUUUAACAAUUCGCGCUCCUACAUGAAGGCCGUCGUGGCUGCUUUUAUUGAGAUACGAACGGCCAAAUUCACCAAGAAGCUACAGGUGGAUCCAUAUCUGGAAGAUUCGCUAUGCUCAAUGUGCACGGUACAACACGGACCAUACUUUUGUCGCGAAACAAUGUGCUUCAGAUACUUCUGCCGUUCGUGUUGGCAAUUCCAGCACAGCCGGGAUGGUUCCCUGCAGACUCACAUGCCGCUGACUAGAAACUCGAAAUCAACCGUAAUCAUCGGUGUUGGGCCACAGUCACACGCCGCAGCCAACAAUCAUCAUCUACAGCAACAGCAGCAGCUCAACUCCUUCGACCACAAUUCGUACUACGGUGGUAAUAAUCAUCAUAGCCAUCACCAUCAUCACGGCACCAACCAUUCAGUGGGACAUCAGUCGAACUCCGGGGCGUUGUCGCACAGUCAGUAUCAUCAUAGCAACAACAACCACCAUCACGGUGGGCACCGUGACUAUCAUGCGCAUCAUCAUCAACCACACGCUGCAAGCCGUCUCGCGUUGCUUCAGCAACGUUAUCGGGAUCUAUCAAAGUCUCCCUCACCGCCAUGCAAUGGUUUGGGCGGCGGGAGUGCAACCAACAGUCAUAACAGCAGCCCGAUCAACAGUAGUAACGCCAGCAACAGCACCGGUGUUGGCAACGGUACCAGCAACAACAUAACAAGUUGCGUUCAUAAUAAGGCAAGUAGCAGCAGCAAUGCGUCAUCGUCAGAUUCGGGUUUACUAUCCUCCUGUGGGAGCUCAUUGCAUCUGCAGCAUCCGUUUUCAGCCAGCAGUGGCGCUGCUAGCGGCGGUGGCGGUCUCGGUGGUGGUGGGUUGACCAUCUAA